UCCCUUGGUCAUCAUGGCUUCCAGGCUCGGGAAUACAAUCCCAUUUAAACAGUUUAUGCUUCGAAGUGAGGUGCUAAAACUGUAUCGUGACAUCAUGAGAGCUAUCAGGCAGGUGUCCGACGCAGACCACAGGCGUGAACUAACAGAAUGGGUCAGACAUGACUUCAAGCAGAAUAAACACCACCAAGACGAGGAAACAAUCAAGAUGAUGUUGAUGAAGGGCAGAAUGUCACUGAAGGAACUAGAAAGUGCCAUACACUUAGCAAGGUGACAGCUGGAUCUACCCUCUGUGUGGCUGAAUGGACCUGGACAAGAGAGUGAGUGUUGUCCACCCAAUCCAUGGUGGUGUGGAAUACCUGUGUAUUGGACUCCUGGAAUACAACAGCCUUCUAAGUUAA
Molecule: messenger RNA, 398 nt
Organism: Haliotis rubra (blacklip abalone)
Lineage: Eukaryota; Metazoa; Mollusca; Gastropoda; Lepetellida; Haliotidae
Product: LYR motif-containing protein 2-like
Exons: 3
Coding region: 14-271 (85 amino acids)
Cellular component (GO): mitochondrion
Source: RefSeq, a predicted model, not a curated record